GGGGCGGAGCGCUGAGCGCAGCCAGGCUUUGCAUUAGCGACACGCUGGCUUUAAAAACAGCCGUGAGUCGCAUAGCCUAGACCGACCCGGAGGACUGUCGCCAUGCACCGUGUACCGCUGCUGCUCCUGCUGGGCUUGCUGCUCGCAGGCUUCGUCGCCCCUGCGCGCCUCGUCCCAAAGCGCCCUUCCCAACUUGGUGGCUUCUCCUGGGAUAACUGUGAUGAAGGAAAGGACCCUGCAGUGAUCAAAAGCCUCACGAUCCAGCCUGACCCCAUUGUCGUUCCUGGAGAUGUAGUCGUCAGCAUUGAGGGCAAGACCAGCGUUCCCCUCACUGCUCCUCAGAAGGUGGAGCUCACCGUGGAGAAGGAAGUGGCUGGCUUCUGGGUCAAGAUUCCUUGUGUAGAACAGCUAGGCAGCUGUAGCUACGAGAACAUCUGUGACAUGAUAGACCAAUACAUUCCCCCUGGAGAGAGCUGCCCAGAACCCCUGCAUACCUACGGGCUGCCCUGCCAUUGUCCCUUCAAGGAAGGCACCUACUCACUGCCCACGAGCAACUUCACAGUGCCUGACCUAGAGCUGCCGAGCUGGCUGAGCACAGGCAACUACCGCAUCCAGAGUAUCUUGAGCAGUGGUGGGAAGCGCCUGGGCUGCAUCAAGAUUGCUGCCUCUCUCAAGGGCAGAUAACCUGGCAGCAGCCACCACAGAAUGAAGGGGCACCAGGACGACAGGCCUCUUCUUCCGUGUUCCGGGGCCCAGGCCUGCCUGCCUCUAACUCCAUUCUCCUACAGUUCUCUACCCUCUCUGUAAAUCAUUGCAACCUGACCUGAGGGAGGAUGGACCAGGCCCAACAUCUGAUGGGCUGUAAGCCAUGCUUCUCUGCACCCCUACCAACUUUCUAAGAGUUUCUUUCAUAUCCAAAACAGUCAAGGAAUGGGAACCAACAUGUUUGGGAAUCUUAAGGUCAAACUGGCCCAACCUGGACCCCCUGAAGUUAUACUCACUUUGUAUGCUCUUUGUUUUAGUCACCAACUUUAAAACCAGGAUAACAGUAUUAAUUUCUCAUUCCACCCUGAGCCUCUCCUCCUGCAGAGAGGUCUAGGUAGUCAGCCCCUCUAUUAACUUCUGUGAUUAACUGCAUUCUCUUUGCAACUUGUCUAGUCAGCACUGGGGCUGACAGAUCCUGAAGAGGCAGAGUGGUAUGUGACAGAAACCUAUGAGAGUUCUUGAUGGGCACGCUCCAUUAACCCUUGGCAAAGCACAGGUGCCUGUAGGGCCAAGCCGAAGACCUAGGGAGACACAGCAAUCACUCCUGGGAGCGCUGUCCAUUUUUCCUUUUUUGGGUAUGAUGCAUUUAAGAAUGGGAUGGCAUUCCUUAUACCUGAAAAGAAACAAAAACCAAAAACCCAAUAGCACAUGUGCUCCGGUGCCAGGUGGCCAGGGUCUGGAAUGGCAUAUCUAGGUCUAGAGAGGUGCAGUCCAAUGUGACCUGUAAGUGCCAUGUAAGGAAUGUUGCCAGAUAUUUGCAACAUUUUUCUUUAGACUCCAAACCCAGACAUUUAUAUGAAAUCGUAAAAUUUUUAACUACUAGAAACAGAUUGUUUUUUAUAUAUAUNUAUAUAUAUAUAUAUAUAUAUAUAUAUAUAUAUAUAUAUAUAUAUUUACUAUGCAGGCCAAAGGGGCCCCACGGACUCAUCUAGGGACAUAACCUGGCUCCCAGGUGGCUGCUUUUCCUCACACCUGUUCACCUUCUCAGUCUCAAGUUAUCUGGCCUCAUCUCGUUCCCCUUCAAGGUCAAGUCCUUGGUGCCUGGCCUCAAAGAGGGCUCAGCCUGCACUAGAGCAGGUCUACAUGGCUUCUGAGAGCUGGGCACUGUGCCAGCCUCCGAGCCAUCACCACCAGAGUAGAGGGGUUCACACCAGGGUGGAUCCCACCCAGCAGCCACCACGUGGAACAGAGAUCCCGUGAAGAGAGUGGAUCCUACAUCAGGUUGCACCAUGACAACUUCCUGAGCCUUAGACAGCCCAGGUUCUGGACUAGAAGACUGGUCUGGCAAUAAAUCUUUUUAACUUGC
Molecule: messenger RNA, 2071 nt
Organism: Mus pahari (shrew mouse)
Lineage: Eukaryota; Metazoa; Chordata; Mammalia; Rodentia; Muridae
Gene: Gm2a
Product: GM2 ganglioside activator
Exons: 4
Coding region: 103-684 (193 amino acids)
Biological process (GO): lipid transport; ganglioside catabolic process
Cellular component (GO): cytoplasmic side of plasma membrane
Molecular function (GO): enzyme activator activity; lipid carrier activity
Source: RefSeq, a predicted model, not a curated record